Molecule: messenger RNA, 996 nt
Organism: Ambispora leptoticha
Lineage: Eukaryota; Fungi; Glomeromycota; Glomeromycetes; Archaeosporales; Ambisporaceae
Source: the annotation of a GenBank genome assembly
AUGUUAACAACAGAAUCUUUUUGCGCCGAUAUAGUGGAAGAGAUCGUAAAGAAACUCGAAUACGAUCAUUCUACUCUGCAUUCUUGUAUUCUAGCCAAUCGCACUUGGUGUCAAGUGACAAUUCCUGUGCUAUGGAGAGAUCCAUUCAGUUUUGUCAGAAAGAAACCGGAUAAUGAAUCAGAGAAUAAGAGAUUAGAGUCUUUAUUUCUCACUUGCUUGCGAUAUCUGCACGGAGAAAAAGCGCUAAUAACUACGCUACCAGAUUUCGAGGAGCAAAACAAACAUGAAAAUUUUCCCAUUGUAAAUUAUAAAACCACAUUCAACUACCUUGCUUACAUUACACAUUUCGACGAUUCUGUAAUCUUUCGAAGUAUAUUUCGUAUUCUGCGACGAAUAAAACCUACCACAUUAAUCGAAGCAAAGAACACAUUUAUCUCCUUCAUCUCAAUGUUAUUGAGCCAUUCCAGAAAUAUCCAUUCUCUUAAUAUCUCCUCGUCGACUUAUUUUGUCAACUCUUUAAACCCUAUGGAAGAAAUAUUCUCUCCAUUCACCUCAUUUUUUUCAUCAAUCUCCACUCAACACACAAAGAUUAAGUGGCUACAAAUACACAUCGACUCCCACAACAUGUAUACCGAAAUCUUACUAGAUAAUGUCUUGUCCGUGAUUGAAGCACAGAAAGAGUUGACGGAAUUUUCAUUCACGGUCAAAGAGUUUGACUGGAGAGAAUUUUUACUUGACAUUGAAUUCAUGAGACUUUUGCUGAUAUGUUUGGGAGAAAAGACCGAUAAUGCAUCAAAGUUAAAAUUGGAAAGAGUAGAAUUUGUAGGAUGUGAUUUUGAUGGUUGUAUCUGGGAUGAUGGCGAAGUGUUAUUUGAGAAUGUGAGUGAGGUAGUUUUUGAUACUUGCAUUAAUCUGGAUGAUGAAAUUUUGUCAGGCUUGGAAUUUAGGAUGGAAAAAACGAUAAUUGGAAAACGCGUUAGCUAUGAGACUAACUAA